Messenger RNA from Colletotrichum scovillei, 1767 nucleotides. RefSeq lists its product as uncharacterized. Bases 1 to 1767 code for a protein of 588 amino acids. The record is from RefSeq and is a predicted model, not a curated record. The transcript has 4 exons. Lineage: Eukaryota; Fungi; Ascomycota; Sordariomycetes; Glomerellales; Glomerellaceae.
AUGCGCGGCCUUUACAUGGGACUGGGCGCCAUUGCCCUGGCGUCCGUCAACGCUUGGGAAUACCCCUAUUGUGAACACGAUGGGUGCUACCGCAACCUCAUUGACGAGCGCUUCGCCGAGGAGGCCAAAGGUUUCUGUGUCGAGUUCCUCCACGGAACCACCACUGCUGCCGCUGCUAUUCCCACCGACUUCAACAACUGUGGUGGAGAUGUCAAGGCUGUUUCCUCUGCCUGCUCCUGCAUCACCUACAGCUUAAGCACCACGGCUCCUCCCACCACCAGCACCUCGGCCCCGUGGACUACCAGCACUCCCGCUCCCCCGACCACCGUCAGUACCACUGAGGCAACCAAGACCACUUGGUCUUCCAAGGAGCAUUCAUCCUCAACUCCCGUCACUUCUGAGACGAGCACAUCGUCCACCUGGGUCAGCAGCACCAAGGCUCACAGCACUUCCACCUCCUCUGAGGACUGCACUACGUCGUCAACGGCUGUAAGCUCGACCAAGGAGCACAGCACCUCCACCUCGUCCGAAGACUGCACAACCUCGUCCACCGCCGUCAGCAGCACCAAAGUUCACAGCACAUCCACUUCAUCGGAGGACUGCACCACUUUGUCUACAGUUGUCAGCUCGACCAAGGUCCACAGCACCUCUACGUCAAGUGAGGACUGCACCACCUCCUCGACUGCUGUCAGCAGCACCAAGGGCCACAGCACGACGACUGAAGACUGCACCACCGAGACGACAGUGAGCACCAAGAGCCAUCAUUCACACUCUAGCAAACCCCCCACGACUCACGUCCCUCCUCCUCCCCCUCCCACUUCCACGGAGGAUUGCACCACUGAGACGACCCAAGCCCCAACGACUCAUGCCCCUCCUCCUCCCCCUCCUACUACAACUGAGGAUUGCACCACCGAGACUGCCGUUAGCAGCACCAAGGGAGAGAGCACGACCAAGAGCCAUCACCCCCACCCCAGCAAGUCUUCCACCUGGGUCCCUCCUCCUCCCACAACCACCCCCUACGCCAACACGACCACCGAGAAGCCUCCUCACACCAAGACUCGCACCAGCAAGCUGACGACUUCCACCGUCUACACUACGACUGUCGAGACCGUGACGAGAUGCCCUCCCAGUGUCACAAACUGCCCUCACACGCCUGUUACCACAACCAAGACCAUCGCCAUCUCGACGACCAUCUGCCCCGUUACCGAGGAGUCUACAAAGCCUGUUCCCACCCACCCAGCUCCUCCACCAACGACCUGGACGACUUCCACGGUUUACACUACCAGGGUCCACACCAUCACCAGGUGCCCUCCUGAUACUCCCAACUGCCCUGAGGGUCCUCACACCACCACCGAGACCAUUCCUAGCGUGCCUCACACUUUCACCACUGUGCACCCCGCGCCCAGCAGCCCGCCUCCUCCACCGCCCGCUGGCACUCCCCCUGCCGGAACCCCUCCUGCUCCUCCCGCCAGCACCCACCCGGCGCCCCCUGCUGGUACUCCCCCAGCUGGCACUCCUCCCGCGCCGCCAGCUAGCACUCACCCUGCUCCGCCCGCCGGCACCCCUCCCGCCGGCACUCCCGUUCCCCCUCCGGCUGGCACACCUUCUGCUCCUCCUGCUGGUACCCCUCCUCCCGCUGCCACCACGCCCGUCGCCUCGCCCAGCAAGACCACCACCGGACCAGUCCAGGUCACCAACGCUGCUGAGCGUCUUGGCUCCGGCAUCUUGGCCGCAGCCGCUGGUGUCGUGGUUGCUGCUCUGCUCUGA